This is a messenger RNA of Sinocyclocheilus anshuiensis, 3882 nucleotides long. RefSeq names its product HEAT repeat-containing protein 6-like. The record is from RefSeq and is a predicted model, not a curated record. The transcript has 20 exons. Lineage: Eukaryota; Metazoa; Chordata; Actinopteri; Cypriniformes; Cyprinidae. Gene Ontology annotation, molecular function: protein binding.
GCCGCCUAUUUUGACCCUGUAAAGAUGGCCGGUAAGGCAACGUUUUUUGAGUCGAGCUUAAGUUUUCCUUCCAGUCGCAACACACAAGGAGUUCAGUCCGCCUCAGCCGGUACAUCAAGGUUUGUCCCUCUAUCAAAGGCGCAGCAUGAGCUCGACGGUUCCGCGCAGGCGCUGGAUCAGAUCAGUCGCUGCUUUAAUAAACUCCGGUCACUGAGACCGUCUGACAGCGCGACUCUGAAAACUGAGCUCAAUUUACUGUUCGACCAGCUUAUCUCAGAAAACUACAACAGCGGCAACCAUGACAACAUUCAACCAGAGGUUGUGUGUGAGAUGCUUAUGCAUGCAAGCUGUCUGGUUCCUCUCAGCCAAGAGCAUCUUAUCAUCAAACUGAGCCAACUGAUUCAUCAACUUCUAAACCAGCUACAGGUAAUAGUGGAUGAGCAUACGCUUGAUGUUUUGGUAUCAUACUGCACACAUGCUCUGCGCACAUGCAGUUCAUGGACUCACCCGGAAGUGUUGCUUGCCCUCUCAUCACUAGUGUAUGGCAAUGGAUCCAGGUGUCACAGACAUCUUCCAGAGCUCCUUGGACUGAGCGGUAUUCUGGUAAACUACGGUGACCCCAGCCAGCCUGACAUAGAGAUACGUCGUUCUGCUGUGCAUUGCUUAGCUAAUCUAUGUCUCAGUGUUGCUGGUCAGCCGUAUUUAGAGGAGCCAUAUAAAGGUGUAUGCUAUGGAAUCCUCCUGCGGACACUACAGUCCCCCAAACCACCUGAUGUGGAGGACAUUGUCUUCUGUACAUUAUUGCAGAGUGCUCUGAAGGGAAUGCAGUAUUUUUGCAAUGGUGGAAAAUGGAAAGCCGUUCCGAACCAGGAUCUGGGCACCUUAUUGGCUGUGCUCAAAAGAUUCAUGUUCUACGGGCUGCCGGGAAUAAGUGUGGAAAUGCCACAGGUGUUGUACCCAGCUCCUCUCCCUCAGUAUGAGACUAUUCCCGCUGCAAAACCUGAACCUUCACAAGACUCCACUGCACAGAAAAAAACGGCUGGAUCCCAACAGAACAAGAAGCGCAAGUCUCGUGGGAAAGGGAAGAAAGCUGGAGCUGAGGGAAAGAAUGAUGGAGAGGAGGGAGAGGGUGACCACAUCUCGGGGCAUCAUAAAACUGGGGGAGCUGGAGUGGUUCAGAGUGCUUGGUCUCUUGGCUCGCAGUCCGCUAGUGUGACGUCCCCGUCAGGAGUGACUCCACAACUCUACCCUUCCUGGAAGAAAGGGAGCUCUGACUCUGAAUUCUCUGACCCUGAGGGAGGAAUGCAAUCUAAACUUAGGCUGUAUCAAGCACGUGUGCGGCAGAGUGCGCUUCAGUGCUUCCUGGCUGUGGUCAAGUGUGUUGAGAAACGAAUCCUCUAUGGCUACUGGUCUUCCUUUGUUCCAGAUGCUCCUGGGAUUGGAGGCCCUCCUCCUCUUACCCUCCUGACCAUUGCUCUAAAGGACCCCUCCCCAAAGGUACGGGCAGGCUCUCUGCAGGUUCUGUCUGCUCUUCUAGAAGGUUCUCGCCAGUUCCUCUCCACCGCUGAAGACACCAGUGCACCCCGCCAGGCCUUCACUCCCUUUUCGGCCACAUUAGCUGCCAGUGUCAGAGAGCUGCACCGCUGCUUGCUGCUAGCACUCGUAGCAGAGUCAUCCUGUCAAACCCUCACACAGGUCUUAAAGUGCCUUGCCCACCUGGUGUCCAACGUGCCCUAUAAUCGUCUCAGACCGGGCCUGUUGAGCCCACUGUGGAAACAAAUCCGUCCAUAUGUGCGCCACAGAGAUGUGAACGUCCGUGUGUCCAGUCUCACCCUCUUCGGUGCAUUAGUCUCAACACAAGCCCCCCUCCCAGAGAUCCAGCUCCUUCUCCAGCAGCCCGGAUCCACAUCUGCCCUCAGCACCCCCGGCAUCAGCACCCCACAGGAGCUCUCUCACAACUGGAGACUUCCCGCUCGGAGAGACGGUGAAGCCUCGUCUCCUGGAGGAGUUGAGGGGGGUCCGGAGGUGCCGUGCUGGCUGUUGCAGCUGUGUGUGAGCCUGGUCACUCAGCCUCGCGAGGAACCGUACUCGGAUAGUGACGCCGGAGGGUCUAGUGGAGCAUCGCUGGAACCCUCACCCAUCCGACUUGAAGCCCUGCAGGUUUUGGCUCAUCUGAUGAAGGGUUACUUCUCACUGGCUCAGACUUCUUUGUUGGAGUUGGGGCAACUCAGUGCUCGCUGUCUCAAAGAGCAAGACCCUUCUGUGCAACUUCAUGGCACUAAACUUCUGGAAGAACUGGGAACAGGCAUUAUCCAGCAGUACAGAUCUGAUGCCAACACCCCUCCACAAAGUGCCAAAUGUGUGCCAGUGUGUCAGGUGGUUGAGUUCUGGUCAGACGUCUUGGGUGCUCCACUGAUCAGUGCCUUACAGAACGAGCAGCAUCCCACCCUACAGACCAGCGCAUGUGACACCCUCUCCUCCAUCCUACCACAAGCUUUCAGCCAGCUGCCCGAUAAGACGCAAGUGCUGUGUAAGAGAGUCCACCUUCAUCCACCUAGAAAAGUACUCCGCACUGAUUUAACUUGACUAAUUUUGCUUUUUUUUUUACGACCACAGGAUGUGAUGUUUGUGGCAGACACGGCUAAUGCCAUCCUCACUGCUCUGGAUGACCGCUCACCCAACGUUCGUGCAAAGGCAGCCUGGUCGCUUGGCAACCUCACCGACACACUCAUUGUCAACAUGCAGUCAGUGGGGUUGGAGUUUCAGGAGGAGUUCUCUGAUAUGCUGCUUCUGAACAUGCUGAGAUCUGCCACUAAAGCUUCAGGAGAUAAAGACAGGGUAAAGAGCAAUGCUGUCCGUGCGCUUGGGAAUCUGCUUCACUUCCUGCAGCCGGUGCACCUGGGAAAGCCUGUGUUUGAGCAGCCCCUGCAGGAGGCCAUGAGGGCACUGAUAGAUACAGUUAGAGGAGAUGCAACCAUGAAAGUGCGCUGGAACGCCUGCUAUGCACUGGGCAAUGCCUUCAGAAAUCACAGCCUGCCUCUGGGUUCUGCCGUCUGGUCCAAGGAAGCCUACUCUGCCCUGUCCUACGUCGUCACAUCCUGCAAGAACUUCAAAGUACGCAUCAAAUCUGCUGCUGCACUUUCUGUUCCAUCAACGCGAGAUCGCUAUGGUGACGCUCAACAAUUCGCCGAAGUGUGGCGAGCUUUGGCUCAGGCCCUUGAGCACAGCGAAGAAAUGGAGGACUUCCUUGAAUAUCGUUACUGUGCUAGCUUACGCUCACAGCUCUGCCAUGCUCUCCUGCACCUUCUGUCCUUAUGCCAGCCUGAUGACCUUCCAGUGCUGAGGUCAUCACUGAGUGACCAAUCCAGGCCAGUACUACAGGGCUUCCUGGUUAGCUACCUUAGCAAUAAGGGCGUGACUUUGGCUGCUGGGGUUGAUGGUGCUGCAGGGGAGGAGGCUGGGGAUCAUGCGUUGCCUGAAGAUGGUUUGAUGGCGCUCAACGAGACACUGACCAGGCUGAAGGGACAGCUGGAAGAGGCCGUGUUGGACAGCAGUGAGGAUCUGAAGACUGUGGUGAAUUUCCUCGAGGAUGUAGUGAGGAACUUUGAGGAGAUGAAAGAAUCGGACAGCAAAGAUUUCUCCCUUCCGCUCAGCAAAUUACCACAGUGAAAGUGAAAAUACAGACGUGUUCAUCUGUUGAUGAAGCCAUAUGGCAUGACUGUCUGAGGUCGAAACUGCCUUUUAGAUUUUAUAAAAAAUGUGUAUAUUAAAAUAUAUUUCAAAGUAUCAAAGAAUUUCCUGUUGAGUCUCGGAUUACACCUUUAAAGGAAUAGUUUACCCCAAAAAUGUAAAUUUACUCCCCUUCAGGCCAUUCAAGAUGUA